Messenger RNA from Closterium sp. Naga37s-1, 2208 nucleotides. Lineage: Eukaryota; Viridiplantae; Streptophyta; Zygnematophyceae; Desmidiales; Closteriaceae. The record is from the annotation of a GenBank genome assembly.
AUGUUCUUCCUCCUCUCUCUCUCUCUCUUUUCUUCCUCUCAUUCCUUCCUCUCCUCUUCCUCCCUUCUCUCUUCCUCUUCCCUUGCCCUCCCUUCUUUUUCCCUCCCUCUCCCCUCCUCUCCCCCCGCCCUCCCCUCCUCUCCCCCCGCCCUCCCCUCCUCUCCCCCCGCCCUCCCCUCCUCUCCCCCCGCCCUCCCCUCCUCUCUCCCCGCCCUCCCCUCCUCUCCCCCCGCCCUCCCCUCCUCUCCCCCCGCCCUCCCCUCCUCCCCCCCCGCCCUCCCCUCCUCUCCCCCCGCCCUCCCCUCCUCUUCCCCUGCCCUCCCCUCCUCUCCCCCCGCCCUCCCCUCCUCUCCCCCCGCCCUCCCCUCCUCUCCCCCCGCCCUCCCCUCCCCUCACCCCGCCCUCCCCUCCUCUCCCCCCGUCCUCCCCUCCUCUCCCCCCGCCCUCCCCUCCUCUCCCCCCGCCCUCCCCUCCUCUCCCCCCGCCCUCCCCUCCUCUCCCCCCGCCCUCCCCUCCUCUCCCCCCGCCCUCCCUCCUCUCCCCCCGCCCUCUCCUCCUCUCCCCCCGCCCUCCCCUCCUCUCCCCCCGCCCUCCCCUCCUCUCCCCCCGCCCUCCCCUCCUCUUCCCCCGCCCUCCCCUCCUCUCCCCCCGCCCUCCCCUCCUCUCCCCCCGCCCUCUCCUCCUCUCCCCCCGCCCUCCCCUCCUCUCCCCCCGCCCUCCCCUCCUCUCCCCCCGCCCUCCCCUCCUCUUCCCCCGCCCUCCCCUCCUCUUCCCCCGCACUCCCCUCCUCUUCCCCCGCCCUCCGCUCCUCUUCUAGGGCAAUGUAGCCUUCUCUUGUGUGCUUGCCUUAUCGCUCGCUCCUUCUCCCCUCUUCCCCCCCCCCCGCCCACUGCAGUUACCAAGGCCAGCGACAAGCCAACCUUCUUCCUAUUCCCUUGUCUCAUCGAUCCGCACUCUCCCCCCUCCCCCCGUUUCCCCCCGCUGCAGGUGCCACAGUCCGUGGCAGGACAGGCCAACCUUCCCGCUUCCCAAGUACCACAGUUCGUGGCGGACAGGUGGCACAAGGCGGCGGACGAGCCAACCUUCCUUCUGCUCACUUGCCCCAUUGCUCUUGGUGGCGGGCAGAUGGCUCAAGGCUGUCGACAAGCCAACCUCGUACCACAGUUCGUGGCGGACGGGUGGCACAAGGCAGGGGACAAGUCAGCCCCCCCAAUCCCCGUGUUCCCCUCUGCCCCUGUUCCGCCCUCUUACUCCACCCCCUUCCGCCCACCGCAGGUACCCCAGUUCGUGGCGGACAGGUGGCACAAGGCAGGCGACAAGCCUGCGGGGGAGGCAGCAGGGGGAGGAGGUACGGCGCAGGGCGCCCCCUCCACGCCUCCGCCACCUGGGGGGGGAGCGGGGGGAGCGGGAGUGGGCGUGGUGGGGCGCGUGCGCAUGGCGUUUGACCCGCGCGCUCGCCCCCAGGGCGGACAGGCCGCCACGCAGUUCAUGAUGCGGCUGGAGUUCAUGAUGCGGCUGGAGUUCAUGAUGCGGCUGGAGGUGCCAGAGGGGGCAGCAGCAGAGCUUCCAAUGGAGUACAACCUCGCAUUCACACCCGACCACGUGCCCAUGCACGUCUUCUCCGAGUCUGCCAGCGGUGAGUGCAGUGUUUGGCCGCACAAUAGCAUUGCAAGGCAAGGUGCCCCCUAUCCCCACAGCAUUGGAGCAGAGGUUUCACAGGCAGCCGCCCAGUGGGGACAGGGGGUACCGGCAGAUGCUAGAUGGCUGGAGGCACUCCCACCCUCACUUUCUCUCUUCCUGCCUACUGCCAUCUUACUCGAAUGGUCCUUCAUCUCACUCUAUCUAUCCCUGGCAGGCCGCAUUGCUCUGGAGGGCAAGGUGGUGCACAAGUUCGACAUGCAGUUGCCCAGCCGCAUUGCUCUGGAGGGCAAGGUGGAGCACAAGUUUGACAUGCAGCCGCCCAGUGGGGACCGCGGGUACCGGCAAAUGCUGCAGACGCGGGAGAAGAAAUGGAACACACCCAAGCGCACGCUGCAGGUGGGUUGGUGGGAGAUGGAGGGGGUUGAAUUUAAGAAUGUUGAGGGGAAAGGUAUGGGGGUGGGCAGGGGACCGAGGGUAUCGGCAGAUGCUGCAGACAUAGGAGAAGAAAUGGAACACACCCAAGCGCGCGCUGCAGGUGCGAGGGGAAUGGAGGCGGCUGGGAAUUAG